AUGUUUUUCCUUCCAGAGCGUGUCGUUGGCCGGUGGCGUCGUUGGUUGAUCCUGUGUUUCCCCCUGGUGAUUUCGUUCUUGCAACUUUCUCGGGUUCACUUCAGCGACCCUCACGGCAGCUCCCUAAAGGAGAGCUUCAUAGACAGCGGCUACGGCUUCUUCUCUUACGAGGUGAAUGACGAGAUAUGCAACAGCCCGGAAACCCCAGAGCUUGCUGCUGCUCCCUCUGCGGUGCUGCAGCAUGCUCACCAGUUGCUGCUAGAGCACAAGCAGCUCGCGCAAGUACUGCAGCAAGAACACGAUCAUAUCACCUUGUCUGAGCACUCCGUACACUGGGUGUUUCGCUUUGCCCAGCUGAGCCCUCAGCAGCGGGAAGAGUUUCUGCAAAAACUGCAGCAGCUUGAAACCUCACUGAGUAAUACAGACAUCCCCUCUUCUCCAUUUCAGCUGCGAGAAGCCAUCGAUCUGGAUUUAUCUCAUGAGCUCGCGACGGCCCUGAUCAUUUAUAUCAAAUGCAAGCAGAGAAACAGCAAGCAUGCAUUUGAUGAUGGACAGACGGGGGCCCCCCCAGCCACCGUUGCGUCCGAGGGGGCCCCCCAGGGGCCCCCUCAGAAGGCCCCUGAAGAAACCCAGCAAGAAGAAGAGCAUCAGGGGGCCCCCAAGAGAGCUUCUGAGGGGGCCCCAUCCCCAGGAAACCUUCUACAGUCUCUAGGGGUGAGGACGCAGAUGUUUCUGCCUAGCCGUUUCCUGGGUGACCCGCAGCGUAUAUGUUAUGACUUUGUGAUGGAUGAAAAGGAGAAAAAAGGAGAAAAAGAAAAAGAAAAAGAUAGAAUAUGUGCUCCUUCUCUUGAAACAGUGUUGCAGUUGAUGCCGUUGAGGCUGCAUCGGUGGUGGGGGCGUGUACGAUGGCAGUAUCAUAUGGCUGAGUAUCUGAGGAAAUUUUUAACAAUAUUUUUCCCUUUAAACCCCUAUAUGCAUACUCUUUAUAGACAAGAUAUGUAUGCAUUUCUUUCUCUUAUGAGCCCCUAUCUAGAACUAGAACCACCAGUACCCAUCGACCCCACCUGUAAACCACCACCAGAAUACUGGGUUAUACCCCUCACAAAGCAGCAAUGGGAGCAGCGACAGCAGCAAAAAAACAAAAGUAAUAAACACAAACAACAAAAUACUCAAAACACCUGCAGUGCUGCUGCAGCAGAACAAGGAUCGUGUCAGCAUCAGCAACAAAACCACCAACAACAGCAACAGCAACAGGAAAAACACCAGCAGCAGCAGCAGCAGCAGCAGCAGGAAGAGGAACAGCAGCAGCAGCAGCAGCAGCAGCAGGAAGAGGAACAGCAGCAGCAGGAGCAGCAGCAGCAGGAGCAGCAGACGCGUUCAUCUGUUUUUUCUAUUCCUGAUGAUCAUGAUAACUAUGUUCUCAUCGAUGACUACUGCAUGCAAGCCAAAGAAAUUCACAAAGGUUUCUUCACAGGAAAACCGAGAAAAAAACCAGUAAAAAUAGUUGAUGCUGUUAUUUUAGGGUGA
Molecule: messenger RNA, 1527 nt
Organism: Eimeria mitis
Lineage: Eukaryota; Apicomplexa; Conoidasida; Eucoccidiorida; Eimeriidae
Exons: 1
Coding region: 1-1527 (508 amino acids)
Source: RefSeq, a predicted model, not a curated record